UGUGGUUUGACGGUCGCGUCUGAGAAAGCAUUAUUUUUCAAUCAAAUUUGCAUUUCCUAUUUAUAUAUGCAAAAUAACAAAAAAUCUAGUAUUUUAAAAGCAAAGUUGGUGAUAACUGCUGGGUAUUGAAGGUUUUAUUUGAUAAGACCAUUGGCUAGAAUGUGUACCGGGUAAUGUUCAAUCGCACAAGUGAUCACAGUCAAAUUUUCUACGCUGUGAAGAAAGACGUGUCGGGGUUGUUGCGUCUCGAUUCAGCGCAAGGGCGACGAGACAAAUCGUGUCAUACAUCCGGGCUAAACCGGCGGCAUUGCUACUGUCGAUUGUCGUCAUCGAUAGAAUAAGACAAAAACAAAACUGCACUACGCUUUUCCUUUUUCCUGCACUAGCCGCUUUCCGUGAGUAUAGCGUAGUGUUCUUGGUGCGAUUACUUUGUUGGUGUGAUACUAGCGAAGAAAGAAAGCCGGUGUAGAAGAGAAAGAGAUCGCCCGGAUAAAAAUAGUACGUGGAAGUCAACCGGACAUACCAAGCAAUUCCCAACCGGAAUCGUUACAGCGGUUACCAUUCGGUGCACGGCUUGACGUAGACAGCAGAAGACGACGAUCUCCGGGUGCCUUCCCGCGACACCAGCAGCAGCAAAUCCUGAACGCCAGAAUGUCCGGAACGACCGGAAAACGUAAGGAAAUCUACAAAUACUUGGCACCGUGGCCACUGUACUCGAUGAACUGGUCGGUCCGGCCGGAUAAACGCUUCCGGCUGGCGCUCGGCAGUUUCGUGGAAGAGUACAACAAUAAGGUGCAGAUUAUCAGUCUCGAUGAGGACACGAGCGAGUUCAGCGCCAAGAGCACGUUCGAUCAUCCGUACCCCACGACCAAGAUCAUGUGGAUUCCGGACUCGAAAGGAGUAUUUCCUGAUCUUCUGGCUACCAGUGGAGACUACCUGCGAGUUUGGCGUGCUGGCGAACCGGACACGCGGCUGGAAUGUGUUUUGAACAACAACAAAAACAGUGACUUUUGUGCUCCGCUCACUUCGUUCGACUGGAACGAGGUAGAUCCGAAUCUGGUCGGUACUUCGUCGAUCGACACAACCUGCACCAUCUGGGGGCUGGAGACGGGCCAACCGUUGGGUCGAAUCAAUCUGGUUUCCGGACACGUUAAAACUCAGCUGAUUGCACACGACAAAGAGGUGUACGAUAUUGCGUUUUCUCGUGCGGGCGGAGGUCGCGAUAUGUUCGCUUCGGUGGGGGCAGACGGGAGCGUGCGAAUGUUUGAUCUACGUCACCUGGAACAUUCGACAAUAAUCUACGAAGAUCCGGCACAUACGCCGCUGCUGCGGCUUGCCUGGAACAAACAGGAUCCCAACUACUUGGCAACCGUCGCGAUGGAUUCUUGUGAAGUUAUUAUUCUGGAUGUGCGAGUGCCGUGCACUCCGGUUGCCAGAUUAAGUAACCACCGGGCUUGCGUGAACGGAAUUGCUUGGGCACCGCACAGUUCCUGUCACAUUUGCACUGCAGGCGAUGACCAUCAGGCGCUGAUUUGGGAUAUUCAACAGAUGCCACGGCCGAUUGAGGAUCCGAUUUUGGCCUACACGGCAGCCGAAGGCGAAGUCAAUCAAAUCCAGUGGGGGGCCACGCAGCCCGAUUGGAUUGCUAUCUGCUACAAGACGGCCUGUGAAAUUUUAAGGGUUUAAAAGCUGACGACGUACUUUUAUUUUAUCAAAUUGACACUAUUGUACAUACUGAAGACUGAUUUGAGCUUUUUUUGUUUUGUUUUCUUUACUCUCCUGUACGCUUGCUUAUCACUUACAUUUACGGAGCUUCCAGUGUCACGUAGUAGUAGCUAUUUUGUUUUAUCAUUUUCCACCCAACACAAUGCCCGGUGCCCCCUGUUUAUUUGUACAUAUUAGGCGCAGUGUGCUCAGCUGAAAAACCGAUCUUCAAACAAUCAUUGAUACGAGAGAAAAAAACCACAAUCACGAGAUAAGGCAAGCAGUGAAAGCAAGCCUGCGGUCAUUACUCGGACCCCAACUCGCUACUCUUAGCGACCAAUCGUACUGUUUUCUUUCCGUCGGGCCCCGAACAGUGGUUUCCCGCAAAUGCAAUCCCAGUAAUAGUUACAGCGCAUUUAGCGGCCUAUAUAGCCAAUCUUGGAGACAAACAAAAAAAAACGAGUAACAUUCUUGUGUUCAUACAUCGGUCUAACAAAAGUGUCGAGAGCGGUGAUGGCGGUUGGCUUUCUGUAGGUUCGCCGCGUAUUCUAAUUUCCGGCCGUGUAUCGCCGGGGAUGAACACGAAAAAGUAAAUUCUACAAAUUACAUACAAACACACAAACACAAGUAACAAAACCAAUUAAUUUUAAGCUAGACUCGUAGGGAAGAAUAACAAAAUAUAACAUAUAAAAGAUUUACACAGUUUUCAAACUGGUCUGCAUUGGUAGUACACACACACACACAUUUACUUAAUCUGCUAAGUUUAGAGUAAAUACUACAAUAAAAGUAAUACAUUUUUAUGAGAGUAUCAUUGAAUCGUAACACUAAAUGCUAACUUCUAUGAAUGAUCAUUUUAAUAAGAUCGCAAUAAAUAUAACAAACCAUAAU
Messenger RNA from Malaya genurostris, 2592 nucleotides. RefSeq names its product DDB1- and CUL4-associated factor 7 (gene wap). Gene Ontology annotation, cellular component: nucleus. Bases 652 to 1686 code for a protein of 344 amino acids. Lineage: Eukaryota; Metazoa; Arthropoda; Insecta; Diptera; Culicidae. The record is from RefSeq and is a predicted model, not a curated record. Gene Ontology annotation, molecular function: protein binding. The transcript has 4 exons.